GCCAAAACCACCACAUGAGUUCCAGCUCAGAUUCCCUGCACUGAUUCGGGCGCUGCGCUUCACCAACAUCAUCAUCUAGCCGCGGGCUCUGCUUCCCAUUCGCGUGUUUCUGCACUGCUUCCUGACCAAUCUCUGUUUGCCAGCCUGGCGCUCGGCAGUCCGACAAGCAACAGGGCUGCGAAGGAGGGGUGCCGACGAAGCUCAGAGCAGGGUGAAGAAAAAGCAAGCUGAAGGCAACGACAAGAGGGAGAAAAAAGAAACACCACGUCUCAAGCCAUCAACAGAGACGCCAGCCACCUCUCUUCAAAUCUUCACAACCAAAAGCUUUGAAUGCCCUGAUAUCACGACCCAAAGGGCAAUCACUCUCACAAUGGCAAUCAAGCGCCUCAAAGCCUGGCUGCUCUCAGCCACCAUCAUAUGCAUCGUCCUCUACUUCACACGCGAGCGCAGCCACUACACCCUCCCCGAGGCCGCCCGCCCGCGCCCCGUCGCCCCGGCCGUCGUCGCCCCGGCGGCGGACGCGGCCAGCAACACGGGCCCGCCCAGGUCUAGGACCACCUUCGCGGCCAUGAAGCUGCCGCAGUCCCCCGGCGCCAAGGUCAACUCGGAGGCCCACAAGCUCGCCUGGGCCGACGACUUCCUCCCGCACCUCGCGGCCGUCGCCAAGCUGCCCGGCAUCACGCUCGCCCAGGCCAGGAAGACGUGCACCUGGGGCCCCGCCGACAAGGUCGACUUCCAGUUCGACGAAAAGGCCGACUGGGUCGUCAGGGACCGGCCCGAGGACGAGGUCGAGGCCAAGCGGCGCGAGUGGCGCCAGUUCGUGCGCGAGGGCAUGAUCCCCUACGGCGCCGUGCAGCACCGCUUCACCAACCAGCGCGGCCUCGUCGUGCUCGCCGGCAACCAGGACACCUUUAAGCGCGUCGGCCUGCUGCUGCGCGCGCUGCAGCGCGUCCGGUCGCGCGUGGCCAUCGAGGUGCACUACUACGGCGAGGCCGAGAUGACGGAGCAGCACCGCCAGUCCCUGUCGACCGUGUGGCCGCGCAUCUUCUUCAACGACCUGUCGUCCGACGACAACAUCCUGCGCGUGCAAAAGGACCGCCCCUUCAUAAACUACCAGCUCAAGACGGCCGCGCUCGUCAACUCGCGCUUCCAGGAGCCGCUCCUCGUCGACGCCGACAACAUCCCCGUGCUCGACCCGGACGAGCUCUGGGAGUCUGCCGCCUACCAGAGUCACGGCACCGUCUUCUGGCCCGACAUCGCCCGCACGUACCCGCAGGACCCGGCCUGGGCCAUCACAAACACGCAGUGCCGCAUGGACGAGUACGAGCUCGAGAGCGGCCAGCUGCUGGUCGACAAGCGCCGGUACUGGUACCACCUCCAGCUGGCCGCCUGGUGGGCCACGGAGCAGGGCGCCUACUGGGACCGCAUCCUGCUGGGCGACAAGGACCUGUUCCGCUUCGCCUGGCACGCCCUGCGCACCGACUACGGCAGGCCCCAACGCUGGCUCGCCUCGGUCGGCACCCUCAACAAGGGCUUCUACUGCGGCCACUCGUUCGCCCAGCACCACCCGGACGACGCCCGCGUCGCCUUCCUGCACGGCGGGCUCGUCAAGACGGUCGACCUGCAGGUCAUGCGCUGGAACAGGGACACCCAGGGCGGCUACUACCGCCACUACAAGCGCGCCCCGUCCGACGAGGACCCGCGCGUCAGCGUCAACGUCGGCAUCAAGUUCGACGGCGCCGACUACAUGGACGUCCCCAAGGGCAGCGGCUUCCGUGCCGCCAUGUGCACAGACAUGUACGACGUCGAGGCCAGGGACCUCAACGAGCUCAUCCCCAUGUGGGAGCAGACCUUUGGCGAGAUCGGAGGCUACUGGCAACUCGCCACCGAUGAUGGCCAGGGCGGCAAGCCCAUCUGAUCUACUUUGGCCUGUGUCUGUCCAUCCUUUUUUCUUUCUUCUGUGCGCAUUGUUCCCCCCACAUAAGAAUUGGCAUCCUCGCGGAUCUAUCCCACUGGGAUUUACCCAGCCAUCAUAGGAGCCACCAUAUUGUACGAGUAAUAAGAUAAUCAUUUUGGGCAAUUGAAAUUGCCGUGUGUUCAU
This is a messenger RNA of Gaeumannomyces tritici R3-111a-1, 2101 nucleotides long. RefSeq lists its product as hypothetical. The transcript has a single exon. The coding region runs from base 371 to 1918 and encodes 515 amino acids. Lineage: Eukaryota; Fungi; Ascomycota; Sordariomycetes; Magnaporthales; Magnaporthaceae. Gene Ontology annotation, molecular function: alpha-1,2-mannosyltransferase activity. Gene Ontology annotation, biological process: mannan biosynthetic process. The record is from RefSeq and is a predicted model, not a curated record. Gene Ontology annotation, cellular component: Golgi apparatus.